Nasonia vitripennis (jewel wasp) is the source of this 6074-nucleotide messenger RNA. RefSeq names its product vitellogenin (gene Vg). The transcript has 7 exons. Gene Ontology annotation, biological process: lipid transport. Gene Ontology annotation, molecular function: lipid carrier activity. Lineage: Eukaryota; Metazoa; Arthropoda; Insecta; Hymenoptera; Pteromalidae. The record is from RefSeq and is a predicted model, not a curated record. The coding region runs from base 507 to 5894 and encodes 1795 amino acids.
GGACGUAUUUUACGCAUGAGCAUUUUUAAUAAAUAGUCAUGAAUGAAAUACUGAUCGUUUAACUGAAAAUAGCUUAUCAAGCGCUGAAUUAACAAAAAGUUUUUAAAAUUCCCGAUAAGGUGGCUUGCAAAAUAAUAGUGGAAAUUUUCUUCUAAUUAAUGAUUAAUGAGUUAGUUUCACAUGCUUUAUGUGUUAAAUACAUUUUCAAAAAAAUUUAUUUAAAAUCGAUACUUAGCAAAAUAAUUUUUUUUAUAUAAUACAUUAUAUUACAUACUUUCUGGUAAACACGAUAUUUUUAUAUAUAUUCAGUGCGUAAUUGCAGUAGCAAGAAAAUUCUUUUUCAUUAUAUGCUUAUGUAUCAUGUACAGUAUGUACCAGAGCAAUGAUUUGGAUUUUGUUGCUGACUUUGCAUUCGAGAUAUUGACUAAUUCGAAUGUAUGCUAGUAUAAAUACUUCAAGUAAUAGAUAAAUGCUUCAUUCUUCGCUAAAUUGCGACGAAGAACAAGAUGUGGUCACCCGCGAUUUUGUUGCUCCUCAUUGGAGCAACAUUCGCCAACCAACAAAAUGGUUGGACGAACGGAAAGCAGUACACGUACGCAAUUAACAGCCGAACUAUAGCAACAUUCAAUCAACAGUCAAAAUAUUUGAGCGGUAUUGUGAUCGAAGCUUACCUCACCGUCCAGCCCAAUGGCGAAGAUACUCUUCGUGCCAAGAUCUGGCAGCCGCGAUACUCGCCGAUUCACACACAGCUCGAGAACGGCUGGGACUCGGAAAUUCCACAGAAUCUGAUUAAUCUGCAGACUUUCCCUCUCAGCGGCAAGCCCUUUGAGAUCAAGACUAAGAACGGCGUCGUUCGCGAUCUGAUUGUCGACAAGGAUGUGCCGACUUGGGAAGUCAACGUACUCAAGGGUAUUGUCAGUCAACUGCAGAUCGACACUUCUGGCGAAAACGUCAAAAAAUCCAAGCGCAAUCAGUUACCCGAAGAAAACCAACCCUUCGCCUUUUUCAAAGCCAUGGAAGACUCUGUUGGUGGCAAGUGCGAAGUGCUUUAUGACAUCUCGCCGUUGCCCGAGCAAGUACUUCAGAACAAACCAGAAUUGGCACCUAUGCCCGAACUUCGUGAGGACGGCGAUAUGAUUUCUCUGGUUAAAACUAAGAACUACAGCAACUGUGAGCAGAGAGCAGGCUACCAUUUCAAUAUCAACGGCAGAAAUGCGUGGGAACCUGGCAGCAAUGAAAAUAGAAAGUAUCUUUCGAGAUCGUCCGUUAGCCGAGUUAUCAUUUCCGGAAACCUCAGGAAGUACACUAUUCAAUCUUCGGUAACGACGAACAAGGUGGUUCACCAUGCAGAUAAUCAGGAGGAAAACCAGCAAGGAAUGGUCGCCAGUAGAAUGAACUUGACUCUGCACAAGGUUGAGGACAUGUCCGAACCGAUGGAAUCUCCUGUGAAUCCUCAAUCAACAGGCAAUUUGGUUUACAACUACAACAGUCCGAUCGACAGCAUAUCCGCACGUCGUCCCAACAAGUACAACCAGAAAGGCAGAUCAGACGAAAAAAAUAAAAAUUCGGACGAAUCCGACUCCGAAUCUGAUUCAGAUGGCAGUGUAUUCGACAACAACGAUGAUAGCUACCUGCAACCAAAACCAAAACUGACGGAUGCACCUCUAAGUCCUCUGCUUCCAUUCUUCAUUGGUAACAACGGCAAUUCUAUCCUGAAGAACAAAAAGGUCGACGCUGUUAAAUCUGCUACGAGUAUUGCCCAGGAGAUUGGUAACGAGAUGCAAAAUCCAGAUAUCAUGUUCGCUGAGCAGACGCUCGAGAAGUUCACCAUCCUUUCCAAGCUUAUUCGCACCAUGAAUUCCGAGCAAAUCGCUUCGGUUCAGCGAAGUUUGUACGAACGAGCACAAUCUCUAAACCAACUUAAGCAGAACAACCCAGAACAGCUUUCACGCAGGAACGCUUGGGUUGCUUUCCGCGAUGCUGUUGCACAAGCUGGUACUGGACCUGCCCUCGUUAACAUUAAGCAAUGGGUACAGAACAAACAGAUCGAAGGUACCGAAGCUACGCAUGUCAUCGAUACCUUGGCUAAGUCAGUCAGAAUUCCUACACCUGAAUACAUGGAUACUUACUUCGAAUUGAUCAAGAUGGAGGAAGUUAAAAGAGAAUUAAUUGUUCGUGACGCCGCUGUGCUCUCAUUCGCUGAUCUCAUUCGUCAUGCCGUUGUCAACAAGAAAAGUGCACACAACCAUUACCCAGUUCAUGCUUUUGGAAGACUUCUGCCGAAAAACUUCCGUCAAUUACAUGAAAAGUACAUCCCAUACCUGGAGGAAGAAUUGCUAAAGGCCGUAGACGCUGGUGAUAGUAGAAGGAUUCAUACGUACACAAUAGCACUCGGAAAGACAGCUCACCCUCGUGUGCUCGCCGUUUUUGAACCGUAUCUUGAGGGCAAGAAGCCGAUAUCUCCAUACCAACGUCUAGUUAUGGUUCUCUCACUGAACAAGCUCGCCUCCAUAUUUCCCAAGGUUGGAAGAUCCGUUCUUUACAAAAUUUAUUCUAAUACUGCCGAUUACCAUGAAAUCCGUACAGCAGCGGUAUAUCUGUUAAUGCAAUCCAAUCCAUCGGCAAGUAUGCUUCAGAGAAUGGCUGAGUUUACAAACUAUGACACAAGCAAGUACGUCAAUUCAGCCGUCAAAUCGACAAUAGAAUCGCUUGCUCAACUUCAUGACAACCAUGAAUACCAGGGACUCUUGGAUAGUGCUAGGGCUGCUCAACCCUUAUUGACUUCUGAAAGCUACGGUCCACAGUAUUCAAAACAAAUGUUCUUCAAUUUAAGGAAUCCUCUGACUCAGUCGGAUUAUUUCAUUCAAGCUAGUACUAUUGGUAGCGAGGACAGUAUCAUACCGAAGGGCGUGUAUGUUAUAACCAUACCGACCUACAAUGGAAUGAAGAUGCCAAAAAUAGAGAUUGGUGGAGAAGUUUCCAGUCUUAAGAACCUUUGGAACUUUGUUCAGCAGAGAAUAAGCAACAGUCAAAGAAGUGACAGCAACGAAAAACCUGAAAACCAAAAAUACUCACCUGAAAAUCUGGCUAAACUGUUAGGAAUUUACGGCGAAGAGACUGAACAAAUUGAAGGAUUUGCUUUCAUAAAUGAUAAGUUCGCGAAUCAUUUCUUGACUUUUGAUAAUCAUACCUUGGAGAAGAUUCCUGGAAUGUUGAGACAAUUAGCCGAAGACAUGAAACAAGGAAGAUCUUUUGAUGCAACUAAAUUAAAGAACUUCGAAGUCACUAUUAGUUUCCCAACCGAAACUGGAUUCCCGUUCCGCUUUACCGUGAAAAAUCCCACUAUUACGAGCGUCAGCGGAGUAUCCCACUUGAAAACUACAUCUGGCUCCGGCAGUCGUUCUGAGUGGCCUAAAGCGUCUCUGUCUGGAAACGUAAGAAUCGUCUACGGAUUACAGACUCAAAAGAGGCUCGGUUUUGUCACACCGUUCGAGCAUCAAGAAUACAUGGUUGGCAUCGACAAGGACAUGCAAGUUUAUUUACCUGUCCGUUCCGAAAUUGAAUACGACGUAAAUAAGGGAGAGACACGUCUAAGAAUCCAACCGAAUGAAAACUUAGAUGAAUUCAAAAUAAUUCAGUACAGGACCCAACCUUUUACCUCCAAACAUGAUAUUUUGAAUUUGGAACCAAUUACCAAAGAUUCAAACACAGCUACCGUUCACAAGAAUCGCGCUACCUCAUCCCAAAUAGAAUUGAACGAUAACAACAACAAACAGAGACUGCAAUUCAAUUGGGAAAGGCAGAUGAGGCACCUUGAAGAGGAAAUAGGAAACAGCUAUAACAAACGUCAAAAUGCUAUGGAAGCUAUGUGCAAACUCACCCAAUCUAUUUCGUCCAUGUUCUACUUGAACAGCGUAGACUCGGAAUACCAGAAAUACUCCGUAAAGGUAUCUCCAGGUAGUGAUAUGAGUGCAGAAAUGAGGAUUUCGCAUGACUCCAUGAUCACUGAAAACAGCGAGAAUACUGACAACUCUGAAAGCUGGUCACCAAACGCCAAAACAGUUCAUCUGGAAAGAAGCCUUAGUGAACAAGAACGCAAACAGACCCUUCUCAAAGAAGCCUCUAAGAACAUCAACUCAGCUGAGGCUAACGUCGUUGAUAUUAGUCUGCAACUCAACGGUGACAUGCAAUCUUCUGUAGCUCUCACUGCAGCUUUUGCGGAUAGUAACGUCGACCGAAAAUCUCGCGCUUUGCUCUAUGCCUCCGUAGAGACCAAAGGAGGACAGGAUUAUCACGUAUCUGCUGGAUUCGAGGGUAAGAACCCCAACAUCGAAUCUUUGGACUUCGAAGAAAUUUUAAAGGCCAAUGAUCGUCGUGAAUACGACCUAAACGUUCACUACGGCAUAGGUACGAACGAAAAUGACGAAAACAAACAGAACAGAAUCAAAGUUCGAGGAGAGAUCAAACAGACUGAGGAGCGCAAAAAACAGAUUCGCCAAUCUCACGAUGCCCGGGUGUGUAUGAAACAGCAAAGCUUGCACGGUGACAAGAUGACUUCGGCUUGCAAACGUAUCAAUAAGCGUGCAUCCUUAGCCGAUGCAGGCGAUUUCACGGUGACUUUCCCUAACAAGUCACCAAUGAGAGAAAUAGUCAUGAGUGCUUGGGAUGCAGCUGAACGAAUGACUCAGAGCGUCUCCCACUCGUGGAAAAACCGUAUGAUUAAGGAAGAAGACAACAAGGUAAAGGUCACUUUCGAAAUGUCGCCUAACGAUGAGAAGGUCGAUGUUACUGUCAAGACACCCGAAGGUCAAAUUCAACUGAAUAACAUCAAAGUAGCCUUAAUUAGCAACAAAAAUAAUGGAAACGUUAAGGACAAUCGUAAUGAAGAUGACGAAGAGUUGAACAAACUCAACGAUAAUGUUUGUCAACUGGACAAAACGCAAGCCAGGACAUUCGACAACCACCGCUACCCACUUCAACUUGGCUCAUGUUGGCACAUCGCGAUGACUCCUUAUCCAAAACACGAUCCAGACACACCUUCUAAGAAAUUGGAGAUUCCCGAGAACAUGCAGGUCAGCAUACUGACCCGUGAGAACGAGAAUGGACAGAAAGAACUGAAAAUCACCCUUGGGGAAAGUUUGAUCGAACUCUCCGCAUCAGGACCACGUCAGACUCAUGCCAAGGUCAACGGCAACAAAGUUCAUUACUCGAAACACAAGAGCUACAAGGAGAAGAAGCACGGAAAGGUCCUCUUCGAGCUCUUCGAACUUUCGGAUGAAUCCUUGAAGCUGGUCUCCAAGAAAUAUGACAUCGAGAUUGUGUACGAUGGAUACCGUGCUCAGAUCGAGACUGGUGAGAGAUACCGUGAUUCCGUUCGAGGUCUCUGUGGUAACAACGAUGGCGAAUCCAUGAACGACCAGCAGACACCCAAAGGUUGUCUUCUUCAGAAGCCCGAGGAAUUCUCGGCCACUUAUGCCUUGACCAAUGAUGACCAGUGCCAAGGACCAGCAAUUCGCAAUGCCGAUGAAGCCAAAAAAUCUCAGUGCAGCUACCAAACCAUUCGUCCUGGAAAUGUCAUUAGUGAAAAAGAAGCUGGUCGUGAAACCGAACUAUCUCAGGAUUCCGAUGGUGCAAAACAUUGCAUGACCCACCGCACUAAGAUCAUAAGAUCCAAAAACGAGAUCUGCUUUUCGCUUCGACCUAUACCUACCUGCUUAUCGAAGUGCAGCCCUAGCAGCAUUAAGAGCAAGGCCAUUCCGUUCCACUGCGUUGCCAAGAACAGCGCAUCCCAAAAAGUCGCCGAACGCGUUGAAAAGGGCGCGAACCCUGAUUUGACGCAAAAGUCUGUUUCAAAGACUCUCACUGAACAGUUGCCAAUCAAUUGUAAGGCUUGAAAAUAUUGUUUGUGAUUUUAGACUAUAAUUUGACAUUAUUAGAUAGAUAAAUGCAUAUUGCUUAUUGUAUUUAGUUGUAUCAAAGUUGUGUAACGGUUUAAUUUUUUAAACCAUAUUUAGCGAAAUUUUUCAAACAAAAUACUAUAUUAAAUAGCAUUAUAAAACUUACAUAAAAAUUAA